Messenger RNA from Cucurbita moschata (crookneck pumpkin), 907 nucleotides. RefSeq lists its product as uncharacterized. The coding region runs from base 234 to 878 and encodes 214 amino acids. The transcript has 3 exons. NCBI's taxonomy places the organism in Eukaryota, Viridiplantae, Streptophyta, Magnoliopsida, Cucurbitales, Cucurbitaceae. The record is from RefSeq and is a predicted model, not a curated record.
AAUGUCUAGCCUCGGCUGCCGGUAUAUCUCCACCUACUCCAAAGCCGCAGGGACAUCGAAGGUCGCGAAGUAAUAAAGAAGGAAAGCGAACGGAGGUUGUUGAUUUCAGCCGGAGAAGAAUCUCUUGCGAUCUGCCGACGAGGAGUCCGACUCUUUCUGCGGAGAUACGUCGUUCGAGCUCCGUAAACUCUCCGUCGAAGAUCCAAAAAUCCCCGGCCCUAGUAGCGCGAUUGAUGGGACUGGAAGCGGUGCCGGCGAUGCCAGUUGAAGAACCGUCUAACGAGAAGAGGAGGAAGCUGUUGGGAGCGCUAGAGAAAUGUGAUAACGACUUGAAGGCUCUCAAGGACAUUAUCAUGGCGUUUCGGUCACCGGAAAGUGAUCAAUCGGCAACGGCGGUUGCAGGAAAUUGUCUGAAUCGAGACAAAGUAAAAACAAUUUCUGAACGGAAGUGUAGGGACUGUAACUGUAGCGAUAUAGAGAGGCAGCAGCAGCAUCCGAGUGCAGCGUCCGUGUUUAACGAGUCCAGUCGCUCGCAUCUGAACAGAAUCAACCGUACAGGCAGAGGGCGUGAAAAUGGACGACAAGAAACACAGCAACAGCCAAAGAAGAAGAACCCACCAGCAAUUGAAGGUGAGGACACAAUCUCCAUCUCCUCCUUGAACCCAAUUUCCAAAUUACAGGAACGGAUCAUAAAGUUGCAGCAGAUCAGCAGCAGCACACACUUAACAACGAUGAAGAAGGAGGAGAAGGAAAAGGAAAAGGAAAAGGAAGAUCCGGCAUUAACGUGGAGAAGCAAGGCCAUGGCGGAGAGCUUGGACGAAAUCUCCAACCAAAUCUCAUGGGGCUUCAAACACGAGAUGGCCAAAAUAGGUGUAUGAUGUUGUUGAACGAGACGAGAGGGUACUCG